This is a messenger RNA of Camellia sinensis, 1918 nucleotides long. Its product is annotated as Homeodomain-like superfamily protein. NCBI's taxonomy places the organism in Eukaryota, Viridiplantae, Streptophyta, Magnoliopsida, Ericales, Theaceae. Gene Ontology annotation, molecular function: DNA binding. The record is from RefSeq and is a predicted model, not a curated record.
GGAUUGGAGCCGUAAAGUCGGCUUGUUUGUUUCCAGUCAUAACUCAUUUUUUUCUUCCAUGAUCGUAUUUCUUCAGAAUUCACCCAAAAACCGGUAUUUCUUCAGCUUAACAACAAAGCUCAAAAAAACUUCUCAACAAACACACAUGGUGUCCGUGAAUCAAAUACAACCCGAAGGCUUCUACUUGGAUCCAACCGGAAUGGCUCUUCCUCCUCUCGGCUCUUUCUCUACCGCCACCGCUACCGCCGCAGCUUCGCCUUCCACCACCACCACCACCACCACCUCCUCCUCUGACGAUCUAUCCAAGAAGGUCCGGAAACCCUACACCAUUACCAAGUCUAGAGAGAGCUGGACUGAACCCGAGCACGACAAGUUCCUCGAAGCCCUCCAACUCUUUGACCGUGAUUGGAAAAAGAUUGAAGCAUUUAUUGGGUCAAAGACUGUCAUCCAGAUACGUAGUCAUGCACAGAAGUAUUUUCUAAAGGUUCAAAAGAGUGGUACCAGUGAACAUCUACCUCCCCCUCGUCCAAAAAGGAAAGCUGCUCACCCUUAUCCUCAGAAGGCUUCCAAAAAUGCUCCAGUGCUCCAAGAAGUAUCGGAAUCAUUUCAGACAUUGCCUAUUUUACCUGAACCUGGAUUUAUAACAAGGCCUGAUUCUUCUUCGUUACUUCGGAAUCCAGUUGCUGGUACUGCUGUAUCUUCAUGGACUGACAAUUCUAUACAAACAGUCAGUUUAUCACAUGCAAUGAAAGGGCAACCAUUGGCAAAUAACAGCUGCAGUAGCACUGAGAGCACUCCGAGAACACGGCCAACUGUAGAAGUGACAGAUCGAGGGAAUCAUGGCCCUCCAUUGAGAGGAUUGAUACCUUCUCUGUUUCAUGCAGUUCUGCCCGAUUUUGCUCAAGUAUACAACUUCAUUGGCAGUGUCUUUGACCCAAACACUACUGGUCAUUUGCAAAAGCUAAAGAAGAUGGAUCCAAUUGAUGUUGAAACAGUGCUACUGUUGAUGCGAAACCUUUCCAUCAAUUUGACUAGCCCCGACUUUGAGGAGCAUAGGAGGUUGCUUUCAUCCUAUGAAAUUGACUCAGAGAAGGAAAACUCUGCUGGUGCAAACAAGAACAUUCAGGAUAAUCGAUCCAUUGGUGCAGUAAAAUACGGGACAUAGAGAAUGUUCAGUGAGCUUCUGUACUUGUGUGUACCUAUAAAACUUUAACAUCCUUUGGAUUGCUGGUUUGUAAGUACUACUCCCUGUUGCAAUAUCUUUGGCUGCGUGCACAGUUCAUUGCUGGAUUACUGUCUUUUUAUAAUGCACAUACUAUCUAUGAGGGGAAAAAGAAACAUGAAAAAAUUGUAAUGCGCGAAUGUAAAUUAUAAAGCUGGGCUGUAAAUUUUAGUUAUAUCUCCAAGUAGUUAUAGUAGUAUUGAGUUUGUGACACGAGGUGUUAAAAGGUGCACGCAAGUUUAUUCAGGUCUGAAAAACUGGUUCUGGUUUUAUUUUAUUUCCUAAGUGUUGCACUUCCACAUUUUUUUUAUAACCAUAGUUGUGACACUCUUUGUUGUCUCCUUGACGAGGCAACACACAUUUAUCAUAGUUUGGUUGAGCAUCAGGUGCAGGUGUAUCAGCUUUUGGUUUUGAUCAGAUUUCAUUGUGAACACAAGCCAGUUCUUAUUGAAUGGUAGCCGAAAGGGGAAGGAUUUGGAGCUGCAAAAGAUUCUGUGUUUUUAAAAUUUGUAUUCAAUGUAUUUUCAAUUGUAUGAUGUGGAAAUUUUGAAAUAUGAUUGCGUGGCUGGGAUUGUAUUUAGUACAGGAAACAUGGAUGUUGGAUAUAGAGCAUAAAUAGUCCACAAAUAUUGCCAGAUGUGUUGAACUUUUUUGUUGCUCUUUAACAGUAGAGAAAUUUAUCCCUCUUUACAGAUA